This is a messenger RNA of Physella acuta, 735 nucleotides long. Its product is annotated as dermatopontin-like. Gene Ontology annotation, biological process: collagen fibril organization. Gene Ontology annotation, cellular component: extracellular matrix. Lineage: Eukaryota; Metazoa; Mollusca; Gastropoda; Physidae. The record is from RefSeq and is a predicted model, not a curated record.
CGGCCUCUACGACUGAGACACGGAGCAAUGAUGUUUCUGUUCAAACUCAUAUUACUCUGCGCCGCUUUGGCCAUAGUGCGGACUGAAAAUUUUAUAAAUGACUACGAUGCUAGCUUUGAUUUCAGUUGUCCUUCUGGUGAAGUGUUGAGCUAUAUCUACAGUGAACACAACAACUACUACGAAGACAGACGCUUUGCAUUUUCCUGCAGAAAAGAAAUCGCAACAUCGGACUGCACUUUCAGCGGAUACGUCAACAGUUUUGAUAACCCAGUCAACUUCGUUUGUCCGACGGGUAAAGUUAUCGUUGGGAUCCAGAGUUACAACGACAACUACUACGAGGAUCGUCGUUUCAACUUUCAGUGCUGUCGGGUCCCCAAUAAGAAGUUAUGUAACUGCAAAAUGACAAAUGACGCCAACACUUGGGACGGCCCAAUGACGCUGCGGGUGGGUGACGGCCAAGCGAUUCGAGGCGCUCAGAGUCAUCAUGACAACUAUUAUGAAGACAGGAUUUGGCAGUUCUCUCUUUGUGAACUUAAAUAUUCAUGCUGAAAAUUAUUAAUAGAAAGUUAACUCUUAAAUUUUUGUGAAGUUGUUUUAUCCUUAAAGUGUUUUUUUUUAUGUUUUGGAAAUAAUAAAUACAUUGCAUCAUUUACUUACCCCCCCCCCCUAGUUUUAUUAACAGAAUAAAUACUAAGUAUUUAGCCCUACUCUGAAAAUUUAAAACGAUUUUAAAAA